AGAAAUACAACUCCUACGGCGGUUGCGGCACAAAAAUGUGAUCCAGCUAGUUGACGUACUGUACAAUGAAGAGAAGCAAAAAAUGUAUAUGGUGAUGGAGUAUUGUGUCUGUGGCAUGCAAGAGAUGUUGGACAGCGUUCCUGACAAAAGGUUUCCAGUCUUUCAAGCGCACGGGUACUUUUGCCAACUUAUAGAUGGCUUGGAAUAUUUGCACAGCCAGGGCAUCGUACACAAAGAUAUCAAACCGGGGAAUCUCCUGCUAACAACCAAUGGGACACUAAAGAUAUCAGAUCUAGGUGUGGCAGAGGCCUUGCAUCCAUUUGCUGAGGACGACAUGUGCCGAACCAGCCAGGGGUCACCCGCUUUUCAGCCUCCAGAAAUUGCCAACGGCCUGGAUACCUUUUCUGGCUUCAAAGUAGAUAUUUGGUCAGCAGGUGUCACACUGUACAAUAUUACAACAGGCCUUUAUCCCUUUGAAGGGGAUAAUAUUUAUAAAUUAUUUGAAAACAUUGGAAAAGGAGAUUAUGUAAUCCCUGAGGAUUGUGGCCCUCCGCUUUCGGAUUUGCUUAGAG
Messenger RNA from Protobothrops mucrosquamatus (brown spotted pit viper), 572 nucleotides. Its product is annotated as serine/threonine-protein kinase STK11. The transcript has 5 exons. Gene Ontology annotation, molecular function: protein kinase activity; ATP binding. Gene Ontology annotation, cellular component: nucleus; cytoplasm. The annotation marks the transcript as partial. NCBI's taxonomy places the organism in Eukaryota, Metazoa, Chordata, Lepidosauria, Squamata, Viperidae. The record is from RefSeq and is a predicted model, not a curated record. Gene Ontology annotation, biological process: positive regulation of vesicle transport along microtubule; regulation of Wnt signaling pathway; protein phosphorylation.